CAGAAGCCACAGUUACUUCCUUGAAGGCAGCCACCUCGGCUUAGAGCCCACUCACCCUGUGGCCCAUCAUCCACCUGCAGCCAUGGAGAACCAUCAGAAUUUCCGAAGCCUCCAAGCCAAGUUCCAGGCCUCUCAGCCAGAGCCCAGUGAACUUCCCAAAAAGCCUCCAAAGCCUGAGUUCAACAAACUGCUGAAGAAGUUCCCACCGCCUGAGUUAAGUGAACAGUCCAAGAAGCUCCCACAGCCAGAGAUCACUGAUCUCCCCAAGAAGCCUGCGCAGCCUGAUUUCACUGGUCUCCCCACAAAGCCUCCGCAGCCUGAGUUCACUGAUGUCCCCAAGAAGCCCCUGCAGCCUGAGUUCAAUGAUCUCCCCAAGAAGUCCCUGCAGCCUGAAUUCACUGAUGCCAAGAAAUUCCCACAGCCCCAGUUGGCUGAUCUCCCCAAGAAUCCCUCACAGCCCCAAUUUACGGAUUUCCCCAAGAAGCCCCGGCAGCUUGAGGCCACUCAGUUUCCCAAGAAGCCCCCACAGCCCGAGGUCAGUGGGGCUACUCAGAAGGCCUUGCAGCCAGAGCCUAGCACACUUGCCCAGAAGCCUCUGCAGCCCCAGCUCAGCACCCCUGUCAAGCCCCCCUUAGAACCCAAACCCAGUCCGUUAACUAAGAAGUUCUGGCAAUCUGAAUCCAGCGAGGCCUCCCAGAUGCCCUCACAGACCCAGUUCAGUGCCUUUCCCAAGAAACCCCCACAGCUGCAGGGCAAUGGCCUCCCCAAGAAGUCCUUGCCCCAGCCUGAGUUUGUGGAGGUCACUCAGACGUCCCCCUCAAAGUCUGGUCACAGGGAGCCCCACCCUCACUCCCCAAAGCCUGACUUCAGCACUUUUCCCAGGAAGUCCCCACAGCCUCAGGCCAGUAGCCUCUCUAAGAAGUCCCUGCCACAGCCUGAGUCUGGUGAGCUCCCUCAUACUCUGCCCUGGAAGCUUGAGUCCAGUGAACCCCAAUCCUACCCCCCACAGCUGGGCUUCAGUACAUUUCCCAAGAAGCCCCCACAGCCUCAGCUAAGUGACAUCCCCAGGAAGCCCCCACAAUUGGAGUUUGGUGAACUUACCAGGACAUCCUCAGAGCCCGAGGUCAGUAUGCUUCCUAAGAGGCCACGGCAGCCCGAGUUCAAGCCACUUUCCAAGAAGCCCCCACAGCCUGAGCUGGGUGGUCUCCCCAGGACGUCCUCAGAGCCAGAGUUCAACUUGCUCCCCAGGAAGUUUCCACAGCCCGAGCACAGGGGGCCACCCCGCAAGCUCUCCCAGCCUGAGCCCAAUGUUGUGCUCAAGAAGCACCCCCAGCCCGUGUUUUUCAGGGUUGUCCCUCAAAAGUCACCACUCCCUGGCUCGGUUUCUGAGAGCUCACUGCCCACUGCCAUCGUGAGCUCCACCCACAGGUUCCCACUAAGUCCAGGAUUUGGAGCCAGUGGGAGCCCCCGAUGGAGGUCAGAAGACUUCAAAGCCCACCACCUACCCCGGCGAAGGCCUCUGCCCUCAGCCAGCAGUCUGGGAGACCCUCCAGCCAAGCCCCCACUGCCCCCAGGCCCCAUCAAUAUCCACAGCUUUCGGAGACCAAUGGCAGCAUCCACAGCUCUACAGAGCACCUGCUCUUCCACUGUGACCCACUUCCAGGCCCAACAGCCUAAAGACAUCCCACAGGACCCAGAUGAGAUCUAUGAGCUGUACGAUGACGUGGAACCCACAGAUGAUUCCAGCCCCAGCCCCAGGAGCAGAGGCAUCAUCACCUCCAUGGCAUCAACCCGGAAGUUCCAGGAUCUGAGACUUGCCCAGCUCACAGCACAUCCAGAGCUGUGGGGGCUCCCGGUCCUGUAUAUGCAAAGGGCUUCCUGAAGGGAGCCAGGUAAUCUAGCCUUUAGGAUGUUCCUGCCCUCCCACCACCAUACCAAACAAGGCUGCCUUCAGAUUGUCCAGCCCUUGCUCCUUCCUGGGCCCCUUUUGCUUCCUCUGGGCAAUCCCCGGGAGCUGCUUGCAACACCUUCCUGAGCACAGCUUCCUGACAGGGCCCCUUCUGCUUCCGCUACAGGGAGGCUCUGUGGCUUGGGUCUGGGGGCUGUGGGGAAGGCAACUGCUUAGCAUUCUAGCCACUCCACUUCCAGGGUCCCCACCAGUCCACCCAAACCAGACAGACACAACUCCACCUUGCACCCUAUAACCAUAUAACCUCCUCCCCAGACCCAGCUUAAGACCAUGAUCAAAUACCAUACCUCCCAGGGUCUCUCCUCAGGAUGCUGGAUGCCUGAUCCCAUGCACGCAGAUGCUUUGGGGGACUUAACCAGAGCCUCCAGCUAGCUAGGCAAGCACUCUACCACUGGAGCCACACCUUUUCUUUGCAUUUUGAGCCUCAUUAAUCUUGUACAGGCUAGCCGCAAACUCUUGAUCCUCCUGUCUCCGCUUCCCAAGUAGCUAGGAUUACAGGUAUGCACCACCAUACCUGGCUUGCUUUGUCAUUUUCAAACUUAUCCUUUUACUGGCAGGGUGGACCAAGUGGGUCAGGACUAAUGGCUCCUUCCUUGGAGCAGUGAUAGUUCCAGUUGGUCUCUAGAAAACUGGGGGCUCCUGUGCUAAAGGGGAAGGGUCCAGCCUUUCUCAGAAUAUGAGUAGGCUUACAGUAGAAGGCAGGCAGUGAGUGACCUGCUCAGGUUAACCCAGCACAGCAGGCCCCAGGGACCUGAGGUGGCACACUUAUAUAUGCUCCUGACUGGGUGACCCCUCCACCUCCAGGCAGCCUUUGAUGCAGGAGCGAUGGAAGGACUGUAAUCUGGGUGGGAGCCCUGAAGACAUUAUUGUCUGAUGCUGAGCCCUAGAUCAGUGCUGACUGGUUGAAUGGGUCUAAUACAGAUGCCCCUCAGUGGACUGCCUGAUAUGAGGGAUGAUAAAAAGGACAAGCAGGGACCUCGGGUUCAACUUCACUUGUGGGGUUCCAGAGGCUCCUGCUUUCAGCCACACCCUUGGCCAGCAGGGCUCAUACCCAGAAGACUGGUCCAUUGUAAGAAGUGGCACAGGCCAGGCGUUAGUGACGCAUGUCUGUAAUCCUAGCUACUCAGGAGAGAGAUUAGGAAAUUGUGGUCUGAAGCCAGGCCAGGCAGUUUGUGAGACCGUAUCUUGACAUCACAAAAAAAAAAAAAAAAAAUAGAAAAAGACUGGUGGAAUGAAUCAAGGUGUAGGCCCUGAGACUUGGAGGGCGGGAGGGAUGCAAAAAUCCACCCUGCCUCUACCACCUAGGUUGACUUCUCUGAGCCUUUAUUUUACUCAGCAGCAAGUUAUCACCUACUAGCACAAAUAAGGUGGUUGUGAAGGUCAGAACAAGUCAACAGGGUAGAGCAGUUUCUGCCAUGCCAGCAUGUGAAAUUAAGAAAUGUAAGGCAAUCCACUAGAACUAAUGAGCCCUGAGAAAGGCCCACGAAGGUGCCAGACUCAGAGAGGUCUUGAGAAUGGACACAGGGCAGGCUCACUCCAUGUCAAGCCACUGGGUGGGGUAGAGGCUGGGCUAGAGGGUCCUAGCCCUGACUUGGUGUUAACUGCCCCCAGAUGAAGUGCCAUCUACUCAGCAAGUCACCAGGAGGCCGCCACAAG
Messenger RNA from Castor canadensis (American beaver), 3625 nucleotides. The record is from RefSeq and is a predicted model, not a curated record. Lineage: Eukaryota; Metazoa; Chordata; Mammalia; Rodentia; Castoridae.